Molecule: messenger RNA, 604 nt
Organism: Arabidopsis thaliana (thale cress)
Lineage: Eukaryota; Viridiplantae; Streptophyta; Magnoliopsida; Brassicales; Brassicaceae
Product: ECA1 gametogenesis related family protein
Exons: 1
Coding region: 68-424 (118 amino acids)
Cellular component (GO): extracellular region
Source: RefSeq, marked reviewed
AAUCAAAAACAAACAAAGCAUUAAGCAUAUAGUUGCUAUACUAAGACUUUUUACUCAAUUUCUCAUUAUGUCUAUCAAAAAUGUGUUUUUACUUCUAGCGGUUCUAUGUAUCAUAGUUUCUGUAAAUGCUCAAUUGCCUCAGUUUCCGGCUCAACUUCCUUUUCUGUUUCCGUUCCAACUGAUUCCUGGAUUACCUGAUAUAACAAAAUGUUUCUCAUCCGUGAUGGAUAUUCCUGGAUGCAUUGCAGAGAUUUCUCAAUCCAUUUUCACUGGAAAGUUCGGUAAUUUAGGUCCGGCUUGUUGCAAAGCAUUUUUGGACGCCGAUAAUUGCAUACCGAAAAUUCCAUUCAUUCCAUUUUUUCCUCCGAUGCUAAAGGAACAAUGUUCAAGAGUUGCCGGUGCAACUCCUCCCAUACCAAAAUAGUGUUUUAUCUUAUUUUUAAAAUAGAUAACUUUUUCAACUUAUUUUUUUAAAAUUUUAGCUUACGUUACAUGUUAUAAUAAUAAUUAAAAAAAGAAGAAGAUAUAGUAAUAACAUUUGAGAAGUUGCAUUUGGGUUCCAUGUUUAUACAUUCUUCACUUCUAAUGAAUAACACCUUGAAAC